This is a messenger RNA of Cucumis sativus (cucumber), 1480 nucleotides long. RefSeq lists its product as uncharacterized. Bases 178 to 1320 code for a protein of 380 amino acids. The transcript is spliced from 9 exons. The record is from RefSeq and is a predicted model, not a curated record. Lineage: Eukaryota; Viridiplantae; Streptophyta; Magnoliopsida; Cucurbitales; Cucurbitaceae.
UGAAGGAGGGUCUGUUUUUGGGACAUAGUAUUUUUCGUUUCUUAGGAUAAAUGCCUGAGUAGACUGUGGAAGAUAGGGAUUAAUUGGCUUAUGGUAUGUAGACUAGGAUAAUAUGCAAGUUAAGAACAACUGAAGUGGGGUUCUCUUCUUUGGUUCAUUUAGCUUCACACAGUUGAAAUGGCGAAGUUUUUAGCUAAUUCUUUCAGUGGGUUAACUUUUGAGUUCGUAAAGCAGAGAAGAGAAUACAAAUCACAGAAAUUGAAUUCAGGAUAUUGUCGAUGUGUGCGUACUGAAAAUAAACGACGGGCUGUGGUUAGGAAUGGCGAGGAUGCAUUAGAUGUGUGUCGGGUUGUAAAUGGAAUGUGGCAAACCAGCGGGGGAUGGGGUCAAAUAAAUCGAGAUACUGCAGUUGAUGCAAUGAUUAAAUAUGCUGAUUCUGGACUUGACACUUUUGAUAUGGCUGAUAUAUAUGGACCUGCUGAAGAUUUGUAUGGCAUCUUCAUCAAUCGAAUUCGUAGGGAGCGUCCUGAACUCCUAGAGAGCGUAAGAGGGCUUACAAAAUGGGUGCCACCACCGGUGAAGAUGACAAGUAGUUAUGUCCGGGAUAGCAUUAAUAUCUCACGCAAGAGAAUGGAUGUGUCUUCUUUGGAUAUGCUUCAGUUUCACUGGUGGGAUUAUUCGAACCCUGGCUAUCUUGAUGCUCUCAAACAUCUGACUGAUUUGAAAGAGGAGGGUAAGAUCAAGACGGUUGCUUUGACAAAUUUUGACACGGAAAGGUUACAAAUUAUUUUGGAAAAUGAUAUACCUGUUGUGAGUAAUCAGGUUCAGCACUCUAUUGUUGAUAUGAGGCCUCAACAGAAGAUGGCAGAGCUUUGCAAGCUCACAGGAGUCAAACUUAUAACGUAUGGAACUGUAAUGGGUGGCUUGUUAUCUGAAAAAUUCCUCGACACCAACUUAAUGAUUCCUUUUGCUGGCCCUCCAUUAAAUACUCCCUCUCUGCAAAAGUACAAAAGGAUGGUUGAUGCGUGGGGAGGAUGGAGUUUGUUUCAAGUUCUGCUACAGACACUUAAAAGAGUUGCUUCUAAGCACGGGGUCUCAAUUCCAGCCGUCGCUGUCAAAUACAUACUUGAUCAGCCAGCUGUGGCGGGAUCGAUGAUAGGUGUUCGGCUUGGAUUGUCAGAGCAUUUGCAAGACACAAAUGCCAUCUUUUCUCUUGUUCUUGACGAGGAGGAUGUAAACAGCAUCCAGGAAGUAUCCAAAAAAGGUAAGGAUCUUCUUAGAAUUAUUGGGGACUGUGGGGAUGAAUAUAGACGUGCAUAACUUAGCAGUUGUGUUCUUAUCUGUUUAUGAUAUGAAAUAUUUCUUAACAUUUGGUCGACUUGUAAAAUUAUAAUGUCACACAAUAAUCAAUAUAUGGAAAAUAUUAAACUUAUCUAACUAGUGGCAGUUUUGUAGCUCUUAAUAGAAUGAUUUUAGAAUA